GCGUUGCCAUGGCCACUUUGUGUGUUAGAGCACAGCAGGUGUGGGGCGAUGGAGACCCAGGGCGCUUUUUCCCGGCCCAGACCUAGGCCCAGCGAGGAUCCUGGCAGCCGCAUCCCUAGACACCCGCCUCUGCCCGAUUUCCUGAGCGCGCGGCAUGAACCGCAAGAAGUUGCAGAAGUUGACGGACACCUUAACUAAAAAUUGCAAGCAUUUUAAUAAAUUUGAAGUGAAGUGUCUUAUAAAACUUUAUUAUAACUUGGUGGGAGAUAUAAUAGAGCGACAAGGUGUGGUCAAUGGACUGGAUCGUAAUGCAUUUAGAAACUUCUUGCAUGUGACAUUUGGAAUGACAGAUGACAUGAUUAUGGACAGAGUAUUCCGAGGUUUUGAUAAAGACAAUGAUGGUUGUGUAAGUGUAUCAGAGUGGGUAUAUGGAUUAUCACUGUUUCUUCGAGGAACUUUGGAAGAAAAAAUGAAAUAUUGCUUUGAAGUGUUUGAUUUGAAUGGUGAUGGAUUCAUUUCAAAGGAGGAAAUGUUCCACAUGUUGAAGAACAGCCUUCUUAAACAGCCAUCUGAAGAAGACCCUGAUGAAGGAAUCAAAGAUUUGGUUGAAAUAACACUUAAGAAAAUGGAUCAUGACCAUGAUGGGAAGCUGUCCUUCUCAGACUAUGAACAAGCUGUGAGAGAAGAAACUCUUCUACUGGAAGCUUUUGGACCAUGUCUACCUGAUCCAAAGAGCCAAAUGGAAUUUGAAGCCCACAUAUUCAAAGAUCCAAAUGAAUUCAUUGAUAUGUGAAUAACUAAAUGUCUGUGUUGCCUCAAAUGAGUAUAAAAAAGGAGGUGUAUAUGUAUUGUAUAUAUAUUUUUUCUACUUAGAAAGAUGAUAUUGAAUUGUGUGUUUGGGUGGCGAAUGUUGUUCACUUACAUAUAUCAUUCAACUUUGGUGUAAGCACCAAGUAAAAGGGAUGUAAGAAGUUUCUUAUUAGAUGUUGUUGGGUUUGGGUUUAACAUUGCUAGAGGUAUUUUAUACCUAGACAUAUGUUGAAGCAUGUAACUAUCAGAAAAGUUUGUAUUAAUGAAAUGAAUAGUCAAAUUAUAUAGUCUUGAGUUAUAUAAGGCAAUUAUUAAGGCAAAUAUUUUUCAUGUCAGAAAAAUGCUAGAUAUAAUAAAAUUAAAGAUCAUAGAAAUACUGAAUGUUUUUGGAACAGUAAAUAAUUAAGAUGGUAUUGAAAGACAUUGGCAUUUAACAUUUAAAUACCAUUCUGCUAGGCACUGGGGGAGAUUUAAAGAGAUGAAAGAAACAUGUCGCAUAUUUUAAUAUGGUCUUUAUUAUUGUUUGAGGCUUUGUCAUUCAACCUGACUAGAUUGUAAGUAUCUGAGGGCUGGGGGUCAUCAUACCCAUGUACUGUCAUAACAGUACAGUCCUCUGCACAGAACGGCUCUCAAUAAGUACUGUGGGUUGAAAAGUACAAUAAGAUAAAUCCAAACUCUUGGCAAGCAGGGGAAGAGGAAAGUGCUGUUUUUUGAGUUUAAUGAAUGAUGCAUGGGCACCGCUUUCAGUUUAUUUCUGGAGUCAUCCUGGUUGCCCCUUCUCCUGCCAUGGCACUCAGUUGGCAAGCCUGUUCUGGCUCCCUCCGCUUCCUACGUCAGCUCUACUCUGUCCCCGUCACUGCCUUGGAUUCCCCUUGCAUACUCCCUUAUAAGGGGACCUGACUUCCCCUCUGCCCCCCACUUCCAGCAGGUGCCUGUGGGCAUUGGGUGGAAGCAUGAAAAGACGGGCUUAGUUACGCUCUUUGAGUUGUUGUCUAUCUCUUUAGUAAACAUGCCCAAGCGGCUAAUAUCUCUUCUGUCCAUAUGUAAAUAUUUAGAAGCUUUGGGGAUAUUAAAUACCUUUUACUAUAUAAGAUGAAGCAAACGGAUACAUUGUAUUAAAAAAUGGACAGUUACA
Messenger RNA from Myotis davidii, 1945 nucleotides. It is a transcript of the gene CLXN, whose product is annotated as EF-hand calcium binding domain 1. Gene Ontology annotation, molecular function: calcium ion binding. The record is from RefSeq and is a predicted model, not a curated record. The coding region runs from base 155 to 793 and encodes 212 amino acids. The transcript has 6 exons. Lineage: Eukaryota; Metazoa; Chordata; Mammalia; Chiroptera; Vespertilionidae.